Molecule: messenger RNA, 1347 nt
Organism: Sinocyclocheilus rhinocerous
Lineage: Eukaryota; Metazoa; Chordata; Actinopteri; Cypriniformes; Cyprinidae
Product: C-C chemokine receptor type 6-like
Exons: 5
Coding region: 1-1347 (448 amino acids)
Biological process (GO): positive regulation of cytosolic calcium ion concentration; cell chemotaxis; immune response
Cellular component (GO): external side of plasma membrane; membrane
Molecular function (GO): C-C chemokine binding; C-C chemokine receptor activity
Source: RefSeq, a predicted model, not a curated record
AUGGAACGCAGAGGAUUGUGGGGUAUCAAAGACAGCAAAGGACACAUCUAUGCUACCUUCAAAAAUCGAUCAGAUGAAGUCAGAGAAAGAGACAGUAAGAAGGACUUUAAAGAAGAGGCCGCUUUGAGUCGUGGCCAAAUCUACAGUAUCAACGUGUACAGCAGCACGCUCCUACUAGCCUGCAUCAGCGGCGACCGCUACAUUGCAAUCGUGCAAGCCAGACGAUCGGUUCGAAUUCGAUCGCAAGCUCAGGUGUACAGCCGUCUCAUCUGCUCGGUCAUAUGGAUGCUUGCUUUUAUCUUGUCUCUGCCUACUUUUAUAUAUUACCAGGAGGUAAACAAGGAAUGCAUCACUAACUUUGAGGAGCAUAACACCGCCAGACUCAUGAAGAUCCUUAUUCCAAGCAUGCAGAUGGUCCUCGGGUUCUUGGUGCCAUUGAUGGUCAUGAUAUUCUGCUACUCGUGCACCAUGGUGACUCUACUCAAAGCUCAAAACUUCCAGAAGCACAAGGCGAUCCGCGUGGUUCUGGCUGUGGUCUUCGUGUUCGUCCUUUGCCAUCUGCCUUACAACGUGGCGCUUCUUGUCUACACCAGUAAACUGUUCAAUGAGAGAAACUGCAAGGAAGAACAGGUGACUCUGAUGACUUUGUCCAUCAGCAGGAGUGUGGCCUACCUUCACUGUUGCUUGAAUCCCAUUCUGUACGCCUUCAUCGGGGUUAAAUUCAGGAGCCACUUUUGUCAGUUCUUCCGAGACUUGCGGUGCCUGGGGAAACGGUACAUUUCGGGACGCUCGUCUCAGCAGACCUCUGAGCUGUACAUAUCAAGGUGUACAGCCGAGGAAAACAAGGAAUGCAUCCUUAACUUUGAAGAGCACAACCUUGCCAGAAUCAUGAAAAUCCUGAUUCCGAGCAUGCAGAUGGUCCUCGGGUUCUUAGUGCCGUUGAUGGUCAUGAUAUUCUGCUACUCGUGCACCAUGGUGACUCUACUCAAAGCUCAAAACUUUCAGAAGCACAAGGCGAUCCGCGUGGUCCUGGCUGUGGUCUUCGUGUUCGUCCUUUGCCAUCUGCCUUACAACGUGGCGCUUCUUGUCUACACCAGUAAACUGUUCAAUGAGAGAAACUGCAAGGAAGAACAGGUGACUCUGAUGACUUUGUCCAUCAGCAGGAGUGUGGCCUACCUUCACUGUUGCUUGAAUCCCAUUCUGUACGCCUUCAUCGGGGUUAAAUUCAGGAGCCACUUUUGUCAGUUCUUCCGAGACUUGCGGUGCCUGGGGAAACGGUACAUUUCGGGACGCUCCUCUCAGCAGACCUCGGAGCUAUACAAGGUUGUGAAAGUGGACUCUCUUUAA